AUGUUAUCACCCUACCUCUUGUUCUUGGGACUGCCCGUCCUCUUCGUCCUCGCGUCCUUUGUGCGCAACCAGUUCUUCCACCCGCUGAGCAAGCACCCGGGCCCCUUCUGGGCCCGCCACACGGAUCUGUGGCGCGUCUAUCACCUGUGCACCCGACGCAUGCCGGACACCAUGAUUAAGGUGCACGAAAAGUACGGGCCCGUCGUGCGCGUGGCCCCGAACGAGCUGAGCUUCCAGAGCGUCGAGAUCCUCGAGGAGGUCUACAAGGGCGGCCGGCGAUUCAUCAAGAGCGACAUGUACGAAGGGUUUACGACUUUCCACCCAAACUCGUUUGGGACCCGUGACGAAGACCUACACGCAAAGAGGCGUCGUCAGAUGGCGCACAGCUUCUCCGUCGCCUCCCUCGCGCAGAUGGAGUCCAUCUUCAACCGCCAUCUCAACAACCUCCUCAACGCCAUCGCCGCAAAGGGUUCGGAACCCUUUGAUCUGAAGAAUAUCGUCGGCUUCUACGCCUACGAUGUCAUGGGGGAGUUGGCCUUCCACACCGAAUUCGGAUCUCAAGAUGCCCAGGACCCGGCGUUGCUGCCACCCAUCAACGAGCAUAUCUUCCUGGGCUGCUUGUUUGGCCUGCUCCCGUCAUUGCUCCCGUAUAGCAUGAAAUUUGCAAACUAUGUUCCGCUCCCGUGGCUGCAGUAUCUCCUCAAGAGCAGGAAAUCGCUGAGAGACAGGACAUCAGCAUGCGUCGCCCGCGAGAUGGCCAGAGAAAAGAUGAGCGAGAAGCACAGCAUCCUGACCAGGCUGAUCCGCGCCACAGACCCCGAAACUGGUGAGCGUUUGUCAGAGAUGGCUGUCAGUUCGGAAGCAUUUGCCUUUCUGGUGGCAGGGGCACAUACGACCUCCGGCACCUUGACUCUAUUAUUCUACCAUCUGCUGCACAAUAAGACUGCGACAGAGAAGCUGACCAAAGAGAUCACGGAAUGUAUCCCCUUACAAAAUACUGCCGGAGACUCCUUACCAGCUUAUGCGGGAUUGGAAGCGCAGCUGCCGUACGCAACGGCCUGCAUCCGUGAGAAUUUCCGCAUGACACCAGUGUUUACCAUGCCGCUACCGCGCAAAGUGUGUGAUCCCGAAGGUGCAGUGAUUGAUGGUGUCUAUGUUCCCCCUGGGACCAACGUCUCGAUGAUCAACCAGGUCAUUCAUCACAACCCUUCUGUUUGGGGCGCUGACCACAACAUCUUCCGUCCCGAGCGAUGGCUCGAUCCAUCGAAGCCACUGUCUCCCAACGAUCUCGCCCCGUUUGGCGCUGGUCAUAGAGCCUGUAUAGGCAGGAACGUGGCGACGAUGAGCAUCGUCAAAGUAUUGACGGCUGUCUGGCGUCGAUUCGAUCUCGAAGUACUAGAUCCCGCGGAGGAAUUGAUCGUGGACAGCGUUGGAAUAGGAGAAAAGCACGGACCCUUGAUGGUCAGGGCUAAAGUACGGGCCGAGUAA
This is a messenger RNA of Fonsecaea nubica, 1488 nucleotides long. RefSeq lists its product as hypothetical. NCBI's taxonomy places the organism in Eukaryota, Fungi, Ascomycota, Eurotiomycetes, Chaetothyriales, Herpotrichiellaceae. The transcript has 3 exons. Bases 1 to 1488 code for a protein of 495 amino acids. Gene Ontology annotation, molecular function: heme binding; monooxygenase activity; iron ion binding. The record is from RefSeq and is a predicted model, not a curated record.